GGUGUCGCCUGCCUGCUGCCCGACUGUAGUUGGAUGAAUCAGUCGACGUUCAACGGUCUAUGGGAAGUGACUGAGCGGAAUUAGUAGAGCGCUAACUUUAGCUAGGCUGCUAGCAGGCUUUAAUAUCGUUAAGGACUACGUUAGGAAAUCGAGUGCCAACGCGUUAUGCGGACGAUUUUGGGUUAUUGAUCCGCCUUAAGUUUUUUUAACGUCGAUUCUCGCUAACGUCCACAAUGGAGAGAAGCUAUUUAAACUUGGGAUGAUGAUGGCUACCGCGCGUAUCAACUUGUAAACCCCCGUCCAGUCACACGAGUGGGCUAACAAGCUAGCCUUUAUUUUAGUAUUUGUCAACAAGACGUGCCAUCCAUUUGUUAAAUUAGGUAAUAUGAAAGAGGCACAAUCGGACACAUUGGGAUUUGUUCCUCAGAAAGACAUCGUGUACAACAAACUUCUACCUUAUGCGGAUCAACUCGAUGAAGAAUCAAAUGACAUUUUGAGUAAAAUUAAGGGUAAUUUAGGCCGGGCUGUUCAGCUUAGAGAAAUAUGGCCCGGGGUGCUGUUUUGGACAAGGAAACUUUCCACGUACAUCCGCCUGUAUGGUCGGAAGUUCAGCAAGGAAGACCAUGUGUUGUUUAUCAAGUUGCUCUAUGAGCUAGUGACUAUCCCUGGACUUGAGAUCAGCAUGAUGCAGGGCCUGGCUCGCCUUCUCAUCAACCUGCUCAAGAAAAGGGAGCUUCUCUCAAGAGACGACCUGGAAUUGCCUUGGAGGCCUCUGUAUGAUCUGCAUGACAGGAUCCUUUUCUCCAAGACCGAGCAUCUGGGACUAAAUUGGUUUCCCAAUUCCGUGGAAGGUGUGUUGAAGACAUUAAUAAAGAGCUGCAGACCAUAUUUUCCAGAGUCUGCAACUCAGGAAAUGCUGGAUGAGUGGAGACCACUAUUUUGUCCAUUUGACGUCACCAUGCAGAGGGCAAUAAGCUACUUUGAACUCUUUUUACCGACAACCCUACCACCAGAGCUGCACCAUAAAGGCUUCAAAUUGUGGUUCGAAGAGUUGAUCAACUUGUGGGUGUCAGUGCAGAAUCUUCCAAGCUGGGAAUUGCACCUAGUCAAUCUCUUCGCUCGCUUGGCCAAUGACAACAUUGGCUACAUUGAUUGGGAUUCUUAUAUCCCCAAGAUUUUCACAAGAAUUUUGAGGAGUUUGAAUCUUCCUGUGGGAACCAGCCAGAUGAUGGUUCCGCGAUACGUGACCAAUGCCUACGAUAUUGGCCAUGUGGUGCUAUGGAUAUCAUCACUUCUGGGUGGACCAAGUAAACAAACUCAAGCACAACUCACUGGCCUUUUCAACAGCAUUACAUCUUUUUUCCACCCAUCAAACCAUGGUCGCUGGUUGAUGAAACUCAUGAAGUUGCUCCAACGUCUCCCGGCUAGUGUGGUUCGUCGGGUCCAUAGAGAGCGCUACAGAAAGCCGUCGUGGCUAACUCCAAUUCCAGACACUCACAAGCUCACAGAGGAGGAUAUUACCAACUUUGUGGAGAGUAUGAUGCAGCCUGUUCUGCUGGCCAUGUUCAGCAAAACAGGCAGUCUGGAUGCCGCCCAAGCUCUUCAGAACCUUGCACUAAUGAGGCCUGAGUUGGUCAUUCCUCCUGUACUAGAGAGAACAUACCCUGCACUGGAGACUCUAACAGAGCCCCACCAGCUGACAGCCACCCUAAGCUGCAUGAUCGGUGUAGCACGGAGCCUAGUCUCGGGUGGGAAGUACUUUCUUGAAGGCCCGACUCACAUGUUGCCCCUACUCAUGAGAGCACUGCCAGGAGUUGACCCGAAUGACUUUAGCAAGUGCAUGAUCACUUUCCAGUUUAUUGCUACAUUUGUGACUCUUGUGCCUUUGGUGGACUGUUCGUCCGUCCUACACGAAAGAACUGAUUUGACAGAGGUGGAAAGGGAGAUGUGCUCAGCUUCUGCAGAGUUUGAAGACUUUGUACUUCAAUUCAUGGAUAGGUGUUUUGCCCUGAUUGACAGUAGCACUCUGGAACAAACGCGCGAGGAAACUGAAACUGAGAAAAUGACCCAUUUGGAAAGUCUGGUAGAGCUUGGCUUGUCUUCCACCUUCAGCACAAUCCUCACUCAGUGCUCCUUGGACAUCUUCAAGGUGGCUCUGGAAAAGGUCUUUAACUUUGCAACCACCAACAUUUUUGAGACACGUGUUGCUGGAAGGAUGGUGGCAGACAUGUGUCGUGCUGCUGCUAAGUGUCACCCUGCAGAGUCUCUUAAAAUGUUUGUGCCUCAUUGCUGCAGUCAAAUACACCAAAUUGCUGCCAAUGAGGAAGUUUUGCUCGAAGAGGAGCUGGACAAGGAGUUUUUAUGGAAUCUUCAGUUACUAUCUGAGGUUACUCGAGUGGAUGGUGACAAGCUCCUGACCUAUUCUUCAGACUUGGUCCACAUUUUGCAGUUGACCCUCCACCUCAAGUGUAAGCAGGGCUACAUUCUUGCCUGCAACCUGCUGCAUCACAUCCUGCGCUCCACAGCCCUCAUCUACCCCACUGAGUACUGCAGUGUGCCAAGCGGUUUUCGCCAACCAAUCAGUGACUACCUACCCAUUAAGGAUUGGGGUCGUCCAGGUGACCUCUGGAACUUGGACAUCCGGUGGCAUGUGCCCAGCGCAGAUGAAACCAAGUUCACUUACUCUUUACUGGACCAGAUUCUGCAGCCGGAACUUGAGAGGCUUCAAAGUUAUGCAGAGGGAGACCAAGACAUGAGCAGAGAUGAUGUCCUACAGAGUCUGACAAUUAUUCAGCACUGCCUCCUAGGAGCCGGUGGCCUCAUGCCGCCCUUGAAAGGAGAACCGAUUCCUGAACUAGUGCAUAGUAUGGUGAACCUGGACGAGACUACCCUCUAUACCGGAGCAGAUUAUGAUCAGUCUAAAGAGAACUACAGAGAAUCCAUCUGCCGUGUGAUGAGACUGUUGCUUCAUUACAUACUUGAAAACUCUGAGGAUGACACAAAAUCUCUCUUUUCUAUCAUAAAGAUAAUCAGUGACCUGCUGCACUUUAAGGGUUCUCACAAACAUGAGUUUGAUUCUCGUUGGAAGAGCUUCAAUCUUGUGAAGAAAUCUAUGGAAAAUAGGCUCCAUGGCAGAAAGCGGCAUAUCAGAGCUCUCCUCAUAGACAGAGUCAUGCUCCAGCACGAAUUGCGCAAGCUGACGAUGGAAGGGUGUCAAUACAGAAGCAUUCACCAGGAGCUGAUGAGGGAUCUAUUGCGUCUCUCCACAAGCACCUACAGCCAAGUACGCAGCAAAGCUCAAAAUGUACUGUUCACUGCCCUUGGCACGUAUAACUUCUGCUGCAGAGACGUGAUACCACAUGUCCUUGAGUUUCUCAACCCAGACAACGGCAGCGUCACACAGCAACAGUUCAAAGGUGCCUUGUAUUGUCUACUGGGAAAUCACAGUGGCAUGUGCCUGGCCAAUUUGCAUGACUGGGACUGCAUUGCCCUGACGUGGCCUGCUAUUGUUCGAUCUGGCCUCAGUUCAGCUAUGUCCUUGGAGAAGCCCUCCAUUGUGCGGCUCUUUGACGACCUUGCUGACAAAAUCCACCGGCAGUAUGAGACCAUUGGCAUCGACUUCUCUAUCCCAGUAGAGAGCUGUGAUGUGGCCAAACAACUUAUGGUCACUGGAAAUCCCCUUCCUAAAGACCCUGUUCCUUCAGAGGAAGAAACAGCAGAGGGUGUAAAGAGACAGCAACUUAAAAAUUUGGAAUCUAUAGAGAAGUACCAGCAGCUGAUUGGUGAUCUGCUGGACUCUCUCGGCAACAGGAACUCGCCUUGGAAAUUUGAGCAUGUCGCUAUUGGCCUCUUGUCACUCCUCCUGAGAGAUGACCACCAACUCCCACCAGCCGCUGUUUUGUUCUUCAUCAAAACCCUCAACCAUGACUCGCUCUAUGUCCGUAAGGUGGCGAUAUCUGCUGUGGCAGGGAUCAUGAAACAGAUAAAGAGGCCUCAUAAAAAAGUUCCAAUUAGCCCAUCUGAGAUUUUUAAAAGGGACAAAGUUGCAGUUGAGGAGACAAGUGGUAUCGUGGCUGGUGAUCGACCAGAUAACAAGUGGUUGCAGUACAACAGUAGCAGCCUGCCACGGACACAGCAAGACUGGGAGUGCUGUGUUUUUGUGGAAAAGACUCACUGGGGUUACUACAGUUGGCCAAGGGAACUGAUGAUUUAUGCUCCUGAGGACAAACAGCCAAAAUUGAAUCUGGUCAGAGAUGAAAUGACAGAGCGCGAGCAGAUCAUCUAUGACCAUUUCUCAGACCCGGUAUUCGUCAAUCAGUUCAUCGAGUUUCUCUCUCUGGAGGAACGGAAGGGCAAAGACAAGUUUAGCACACGCAGAUUCUGUUUGUUCAAGGGUUUGUUCCGUAAUUUCAGCGACACCUUUCUGCCUUUGCUGCAACCACACAUGGAGCGCCUCGUAGCCGACACUCAUGAGAGCAAACAGCGUUGUGUUGCAGAGAUCAUAUCUGGCCUGAUCAGAGGCUGUAAGCACUGGAGCUACACUAAGGUUGAUAGCCUCUGGAAAAUUUUGUGUCCACUCCUUCGUACCGCCUUGUCCAACAUCACAGUGGAAACAUAUGCCGACUGGGGCACCUGCAUCGCCACAGCCUGUGAGAGUAGAGACCCUCGCAAGCUUCACUGGCUAUUUGAGUUGUUGAUGGAGUCCCCGGUCAAUGGAGAAGGGGGCUCGUUUGUCGAUGCGUGCCGCCUAUAUGUUCUGCAGGGAGGCCUCGCUCAGCAGGAGUGGCGUGUGCCAGAGCUUCUCCAUAGAUUGUUGCAGUACUUGGAGCCUAAAUUAACGCAGGUCUACAAGAAUGUGAGAGAGCGAAUUGGAAGCGUGCUGACCUACAUCUUCAUGAUAGACGUUAACCUGCCUUACACUCGGCCAACCACCUCGCCUCGCAUCUCAGACUUCACUGAGAGAAUUCUCUUACAACUGAAGCCCCUGACCGAGGGUGACGAGGAGAUCCAGAACCACGUGAUUGAGGAAAAUGAGGUGGGAGAGCAGGAUGAAAGGACUCAAGCCAUCAAACUGCUCAAAACAGUGUUAAAGUGGCUGAUUGCAAGUGCCGGGCGCUCCUUCUCCACGGCUGUACCCGAGCAGCUGCGCUUACUCCCCCUGCUCUUCAAGAUUGCUCCAGUUGAGAAUGAUGACAGUUAUGAUGAGCUUAAGCGGGAUGCAAAGAUCUGCCUGUCCCUCAUGUCUCAGGGACUCCUUUACACAGAGCAAAUCCCCAUGGUCCUUGAUGGCCUGCAGCAGAUUGCUGGCAGCAGCUCCUGGCACGCCCGCUACACAGUGCUGACCUACCUCCAGAUCAUGGUGUUUUACAACCUGUUCACCUUCAUGAGUGACCAGAAAGCUGUGGACGACGUGCGAGCACUGGUCAUAAGUUUGCUGGAAGACGAGCAGUUGGAGGUAAGAGAAAUGGCCGCCACCACACUCAGUGGCUUCCUCCAGUGCAAUUUCCUGCACAUGGAUGCCCCCAUGCAGACUCACUUUGAGGCUCUGUGCAAGACUUGCCUUCCUAAAAAGAGGAAGAGGGGCAUUGGCACAAUAGGGGACACUGUACCUUCUGCAGACCUGGUGCGGCGCCAUGCUGGUGUUCUUGGGCUAAGUGCUUGCAUCCUUUCCAGCCCAUACGACGUGCCCACCUGGAUGCCCCAGCUGCUAAUGGACCUGAGCGCCCACCUUAAUGACACUCAACCUAUUGAAAUGACUGUGAAGAAAACCCUGUCCAACUUCCGCAGGACGCACCAUGACAACUGGCAGCAGCAUAAGCAGCAGUUCACAGAUGACCAGCUGCUGGUGCUCACUGACCUGCUGGUGUCCCCCUGUUACUAUGCCUAAAACCUGACCACACCAGCGGUUGCCGGCCUGCAUGAAGGUGGGGGCUGCCUUUCCCAAACAUCAGCCUACCCUAGCCAGGAAGUGGCACACAUACAUUGAUUGAAAUGUUGUGUAUUGGAUGUAUAGUAUGUAGCCCUUUUACAUUUCCUCUAUACUUAAUAUUUAAGGAUCACUCAUGGCAGGGAUGGACGCCCUGCAGCGUGUAACAUUUCUGUACAGUUGUUUGCGUGCGCGUUGGGACGCUUGAUGACGCGUGCGGUGUCGGACACAUUUCUCAGGAUUGUAUCCCAAGAAUCAACUCUGAGCCAACACGAAGUUCCAAUGGAGGACAUGCCGGCUCCCCAAGGUUUAGACUGUAAUAAAAUGAUGUUUGUGUGGCUGUUUGAGCUAGACGUGAUUAUAUGCAUCGUUGGCGUGUGGAUAUAUCAUGCUAUAGCAAAUAUGCAUACACAUAUUUAUUUAUUUGUAAGUUCUUAAAAUGCUGAAUUUUAUUUUCCUAGAAAGUGUUUCUUCGGGUUCAGUUUUUUUUUUUUAAAAGCACUGGAGCCUAUUGGGAGAGGGUGCGCUCCCCCCGAUGCGGUGCUGUGAUGUUUUGUGAUGACCCGAGCACAUUUUUUUCUAAGGUUUCCCAGUGCAAAACUGUCCACUUCUUUUUACCAUCCAUAACAUUGACUCUCUUAGAACUUACUGUUUUUUCUCUCUUCCUGGAGGACUUGGAAAGAGUCCAAACAUUGAAGCAUUUAGUACCUCACGUUUGUAUAGUGUAGUGCCAAACUUGCAGUGUUUUUUUUUUUUGGUAGUUGUACUGUCUACCUGUUGUAUAUUAUGUAUCAAUAAAUUGUUUAUUACAAACAAA
Entelurus aequoreus (snake pipefish) is the source of this 6743-nucleotide messenger RNA. RefSeq names its product proteasome activator subunit 4a (gene psme4a). Gene Ontology annotation, molecular function: proteasome binding; peptidase activator activity. Gene Ontology annotation, cellular component: nucleus; spermatoproteasome complex; cytosol. NCBI's taxonomy places the organism in Eukaryota, Metazoa, Chordata, Actinopteri, Syngnathiformes, Syngnathidae. The record is from RefSeq and is a predicted model, not a curated record. Bases 386 to 5887 code for a protein of 1833 amino acids. The transcript has 47 exons. Gene Ontology annotation, biological process: proteasomal ubiquitin-independent protein catabolic process.